UCUCUCUCUCCAUCUCUCUCUGUAUCUCUCUCUCUCUCAGUCUCUCUCUCUCUCUCAGUCUCUCUCUGUAUCUCUCUCUCUCUCUCUCGUUACCUGGAUCUGAGCUGUGGAUUCAUUGUCAUUCACUCGGCGUUCACGUGCUCUCGUGGAUGUGGACGCGCUUCGCAUUUCCACACGGUUUCUGCGUCUCUCCGCGGCUCGGAUUCGCUACUUUUAUAUCCGAAACACGAAUCCCGAGGGAAAUGCUCGCGGUUGUCCGGAGAGCGAGCAGUCCCUCCAGCAUCUGUUCCUCCGCGGACUCUUGAGGAUGCUGCCUCGCUGAGGAUCCGUGAUGCACCGUGAGGAUGGAUGACACAUGAUCAUCUUCUUCAUCAUGUCUCCAGCGGCUCCGGUGACGGACAGCAGCGCUGUUGAUGUCCUCCGCGAGCAGACGGACGCGCCGCGGGAAGCGCAACGACCCGUAAAGCAGUCUUUGAGCAAGUCUCUGUGCCGUGACUCACACUGGAAAUGCCUCCUCCUCUCACUGCUGAUGUACUGCUGUGUAAUCGCGAUGACCUGGUGCCAGGUCACGAAGGUCACACGCCUCACCUUCGACAGUGCUUUCAAAGGCAAGUCCAUGCUGUACCACGACAGUCCCUGUUCCAACGGCUACAUCUACAUCCCGGUGGCCUUCCUUGUCAUGCUCUACAUGGUUUACCUGGUGGAGUGUUGGCACUGCUAUUCGCGCAACAAACUCCAUUUUAAAGUAGACCUGGAGAGCGUCGCCGAGCGCGUGCAACGCAUGCAACAAGCCACGCCAUGCAUCUGGUGGAAGGCUAUAAGUUACCACUACAUACGCCGGACGAGACAAGUGACGCGGUACCGCAACGGCGACGCCUACACGACCACGCAGGUUUACCACGAGCGCGUCAACACCCACGUCGCGGAGGCCGAGUUCGAUUACGGGAACUGUGGGGUUAAAGACAUCUCGAGACACCUCACAGGACUGGAAGGGUUUCCAGUGACUAAGCUGCGCUUCACUAAGUGCUUUAGUUUCGCCAAUGUCGAAUCCGAGAACUCCUAUUUGACGCAAAGAGCGCGGUUCUUCACCGAGAACGAAGGAUUGGAUGAUUAUAUGGAAGCACGUGAAGGGAUGCAUCUAAAAAACGUCGAGUUUAAGGAAUACAUGCUUGCUUUUGCGGAUCCGGAUCGCUUGCCUUGGUAUGCAUCGCAGUGCAGCUUCUGGUUGGCGGCGGCGUUGACUUUAUCCUGGCCGUUGCGGGUCUUGAUGGAGUACCGCACGGCGUAUGUUCACUAUCACGUGGAGAAGCUUUUCGGGUUCGACUACGUCGCUGUUACGCCUCUGGAUGAGCGUCCGUUUUGCCACCGCAUCCCUCGGGUCAACACCAUCGACAGCACGGAGCUCGAGUGGCACAUACGCUCCAACCAACAACUCAUUCCCAGUUACUCCGAAACCGUGCUCAUGGAUCUGGCGCAGCAGUCCAGUUGCAACACGUUCUCGCCACGUGGCAUCGGCGCGGCUGGCGGAAACGGCUUCGGUGGAUAUCGGCAGAACUGCGAACGCUGCCAUCGGUCCAUAAGCAGCUCGUCGAUUUUUUCACGCAGCGCAUUGAGCAUCUGCAACAGCAGCAGUCCACGCUUGCCUUUCAGCGGCAGCCGGUUCUCGCUAGGCCGUCUGUACGGCUCGCGUCGCAGCUGUCUCUGGCGAAGUCACAGUAGUAGUCUGAAUGAUCCCAGCUGUCCGACGGAAAGCACGCGAUGCCUGACCGGUCAGUCGGCCAAUGAGGAGAGCCCACCUUCUCCGCCGGCCUAUCAGGACGCGUUGUAUUUUCCCGUACUGAUUAUUCACCGCAACGAGGGCUGCACCGGUCACGACCACCAUUCACUGCACCGUAAUGGAUCCUGCGUGGAGACUUCGUUAUAGCGUUAGCAUAAGGACGAGAACACAAACAUGGUGUUGCAUUUGUAAAAUGAACAGAAUGGUACAGAAAUGUUUGUACAAAUCUUUACCUUUCCUUCUAAAUGGCACAUGAUUGCAUUUCUUCAUAACAAACGCAGUCUGGCUUUUAUUGAUAUAUUUACACACUUGUGACGCAUCAUAUUCAGCUUCACUUUGUUGCAUUUGUAAUCAACAUGAAAUGGUAUUUUAAACCCAUUUUACUUGCAUAAUAUUACGUUUUCAGGUAAAACAACAUAUUCCAAGUGAAUAAAUGAGAGAUGUGAAAUGAUCCUUGUAAAAAUGACAAACUUUAUCCAUGGAGAAUUGACUGGAUCAUGAAAAAUGGUUGGACAUUAACAUUUUAUAUUAAUGACAUAACAUGCAUUGACAAAUAGGGCUCAUUUGAGUUCAUGUUGACUUCAAAUUAAAAAUUGCACAUUUUAAAUGAAAUUUGUUUUAUUAAAUAGAAAACUGGUGCCAUUUAUGAUUUUUUUUCUCCAUUAAAAUUUGAUCCAUUGAUUAGAUCAUUUAAGGUGAUUGGAGGAUAAGGGUUGAAAAAUACCCCAAAACAUCAUCCAAAAAGUAAUUUCAGAGGUGGAGCAAGUCGUGCCAUUAUUACUUUGCAAUAACAUGCAUUGAAAAAUCGUUCACAUGAAAACAUAUUAAUAAAGUAAACAGGGUUUAUUUGAGUUCAUGUUGACUUCAAAUGAAAACAGCAAAUGUAAAAUGGACAUUUCUAUCAUUUCCUCUUUGAUGAUUCAAUCGGAAUGUUACAAAAAACUUUCAGUUCUACUUGCAAUGUAUAUAUAAAUACACACACACACACACACACACACGCGCGCGCGCGCGCGCGCGCGCUCACACACACACACACACACACACACACACACACACACACACACACACACACACACACACACAAGCUUCAACAAAAACAAAGCAACAUACUUCCUUAAUGUUAAACAACACAACAAAUAAGACUGUUUUCUAGAAACACAAAACAACAGCUCAGACAUGAAAUGAUUAUAAUUUAUAGAGCUGUCCUGUCAAAGACAUAAAAAAAUAUUAAUACAUUUUUAAAUAAAUAAUAAAACCAUUAUGAGCAUAAAAUCACUUAAGGCAUGAAACAGAACAGAAAUUAUUCAGUUAAAAACUAUUCAUAAACACCUUUUUCUUCUGAUCUAUUUAUGGCAACUGUGUCAGUGCUAUGAAUAAUUUAAUACAUGCGCCUAAAGGACAUGAGAACCUCAAAAAAAUACAUGUUCUUUGAAAAUCCUGCUGGAUAUUUAAUAGACAUUAUCUAAUGUAUGUAAGAUAAUAUUUAAUAUAUGAAAGUAGGAUCAACUAAAGCAUUUCGGUUGUUUUUUGUUUGAUUUUCUGCAACUACCUCUUCUUUUUAUAGGACUGUAAGUGCCUCAGACUGCUAUUUUAGUGUUCAUGUUUAAUUAUUUAACAGCUUUGGUGUUGACAUUGCAUUUAUAUGUUUCCCAAGUUGCUGUCAUAAUCAUUUUGAGCAUUAAGAUCAGUCCUUUCCAAAAACAGAGAAAAGCAGGACUGAAAAUAACAGCUGAUGCUCAAAUGAUGUUCAAAAAGAAUCUUAAAAAUAGAAAUAGAAAUAUACAUAUUCCUGUUCCUUCAAAUACACAAAUUACCAUUUGGGAAAAUAUUUUCUGCAGUAUAUUUAUAUCUUUGUUUGGGAAUGGUCUUCACUUGCAGAAGCACCAAAACUUUGAUACUUUGUUUUAACAAAAUCCAAACUCAUCUGUAUAAAGCAUUAGCAAAAUAAUCUAUACAAGCCCAAACUGUACAGUGAACCUCUGCAUGAGCUCUGACAUAUGAACAUACUGUAAAUAUCAGAGUGAAUUAAUUAAAGGCCAGCGACUGAAGCACAGAACAGACUCAAAUACAGUCAAACUCCUUCACGAUCUUUACGCUUCCAAAUCACUUCAUCCUGUAGUUUAAAACAUUCCAGAGUAAGUUUAAAAUCAUAAGGUUCACCAUUUGUUUCGCAUUUUUUAAACUUAAUUUUAAUAAUAAAAAUGUCCUAUUAUUAGAUAUUUAAUUUGGUAAACCUUUCAGAUUUUCAGUUAUGAUAUUCAAAUUAUGUCUGGGUCACAUUUCACCCUAAAUCAAAAAAAAAAAAAAAAAAAAAUGUUAUUGUGAUAUUGUCAUGACUAAUCAGCACAUUUCCCAUUCAAAUUUUGAUUACGAAAUUCUGUAUGAAGUAAUAGUAAUAAUAAUAUUUACCAUUUGUUUCACAUUUAAACUUUUAAAAAAUAUAUUUUUUAAUGAUUUCCUCUUAUUAAGGAUUUAAUUUGUUAAACCUUUAAGAUUGUCAGUUAUGAUAUUAUAUCACAUCUGGGUCAUAUAUCACACAAUCAAAAGGACAAAAUAUGAAAUUAUAUUUUGCAUAUAUAGAAAAUAACCAUUUGUUUUUUUGUUUUUGUUUUUUUGCAUUGACAUUAUUUCAUGAGCAUUAUCAACAUUCCCCUUUCAAAUGAUGAUUACUAUAAUGUGAAAUUAUAAUAAUAAUAACAAUUAUUGUUAGUAUUAUAAAAAUAUUUAAAAUAAUACAAUAUAAAAAAUGAAAUGCUAGGAUUCGUUUUAUGCUAAAAACAUUUAAAUAAUAUGUUAUUUUAAUUUUAGUGUAAAAUAUGACCAGGACAUAUUUGAAGAGUGAGUUUUGCCCUAUAAUGCAA
This is a messenger RNA of Cyprinus carpio (common carp), 4638 nucleotides long. RefSeq names its product transmembrane protein 151B-like. NCBI's taxonomy places the organism in Eukaryota, Metazoa, Chordata, Actinopteri, Cypriniformes, Cyprinidae. The record is from RefSeq and is a predicted model, not a curated record.